Messenger RNA from Uloborus diversus, 3027 nucleotides. RefSeq names its product peptide methionine sulfoxide reductase-like. Lineage: Eukaryota; Metazoa; Arthropoda; Arachnida; Araneae; Uloboridae. The transcript has 3 exons. Gene Ontology annotation, molecular function: peptide-methionine (S)-S-oxide reductase activity. Bases 35 to 718 code for a protein of 227 amino acids. The record is from RefSeq and is a predicted model, not a curated record.
CUGCUCUAUUGUUGUUUGUCUGCUAAUAUCUCAUAUGGGUACAAAUUUGUCUGCUGGCUCGACACUUGUUGCUCGUAAUAUGUCCGAAACAGUGAAUAAAAACUUUAAGGUAGCUACUUUUGCAAUGGGUUGCUUUUGGCACCCAGACGCUCUUUUUGGAUGUCAAAAAGGUGUGUAUCGGACUCGUGUAGGAUACACUGGUGGAACAAUGCUGAAUCCUACUUAUAGAAAUCUGGGAGAUCACACUGAAGCUAUUGACAUCGAUUUCAAUCCUGAAGAACUGAGUUAUGACCAAUUGUUAAAGCUUUUUUGGAUAAACCAUGAUCCCACUGAAAUGCACAAGAGGCAAUAUCGGUCAGUGAUCUUCUACAGAGAUGAAGAACAGAAAGAAGCAGCCAUAAAAAGCAAAGAAGAAUACCAAAAACUCCAUAGAAAGCCCAUCGUGACAGCAAUUGAACUUUUCAAUAUUUUUUAUAAUGCAGAGAAUUACCAUCAGAAAUACUACUUGCAGACACAUCAUAAAAAAUUAUUCAACAGUCUCAAUAUUGCGGAAAAGAAUUUAAUUGAUUCUGAAGUGGCCGCCAAAUUAAAUGGAUUUGUUGUGGGAGAAAAUACAAAAGAAGCAUUUGAUGAGCAAUGUCUUUCAUACAAAUUGAGUCAAGAAAGUAUUUCUUAUAUUUAUCAAAUGAUUAAAAAAGGAAAACAAGUGCAUUGCUAGAAUGUUUUUUUUUUUUUUUCAGAGACAGAAAAUAAAAUAUAUAUUUGGGGAAUUUUUAAAACUUCUGCCUUUUUAUGCAAAAAAAUCCAUGUAUUGUAAUUUUUAUAGUUGAAAGUGGUUUGAUUUUGAUGAGAAUUACAGUAUAUGCUAGUGCUGAGAAAUUUAUCAAAUGGAUGAUUUUCAAAGACAUAGUGUAACUGUGUUUAGAAUCAUUCAUUCAAUAGUUAACAAGAAGUUCUGUCGAGAAAUAAAUGAGCCUACUUUCCUGUUUUCCUAUGUCCGCUUUCUAGCACUAGAUGAAUAUAUUUCAGCUAAUAUAGCAAAUUUGUCUAACGUACCUUUUUCAUUUUUAAAACUGAUUUUUAAUAGAAAAAAAAAUGCCUCUUGCAGAAAAAAAAAAAAAAAAAACUACUUGAUGAUAUAGAAAUUAUAACAAAUUCAGUUUUUCAAAGUGUUAAGCUUUUUCUUCAAGUAAAUUUCAACUGUUAAUGACCUUUCUACUAGGACCACUUUGAGUAAAACUCAUUUUUCCAAUGUUUAAAAUUACAAUUUCACCAGGAGUAAAAUGAAGAACAAAUUAAAGAAAAAUAUUCGGCCCUACAUCCUAUUUCGGACCUGAAUAGGUCGAAAAGCAUCAUUAGCAAAGUAGCAGCAUCAUUUUGACAAUCAAAAAAGAAACCUUUUCUGUAAAAAAAAAUUUGGUUGUACGGUCGGACCUCAAUUUAACAAACCUCUAUUUAACGAUUUGCGAUUUAGUGAAUUUUUCUUUUUCCCCGACUAAAAUAAAGGCAAAACCCCCUCUUUACUGAAUAAUAAACCCCGAAAUAACGAAUUAUUUUAGCAGCCUCCCAAAAUUAUUUUUGUUAAUUUGAGUUAGGAAAUAUUGGAUUAGUUUCUAAAUGUUACAUCCAUAUUGUCCUAAGCAGAAAAAGACUUUUUUUUUUGAAAUCAGCAAUUUUUGACGGGCGAGGGUGAGGCAGCAACCAACGAAUGGUGAUUCUGAUGCUGAAAGCGAUAGUGAAACUCUCAAAAACUUUUUCAAAUACCUUAUGUAGCCGGGAAACCGUUAAAACAUAUCUCAUGCAGCAGGCUGAAAAAAAACACAGUAUUUUUUUUUUCUCUCCAUGUAGUCCAGAGAGAACUAUUUCGAGUCAAGUAUCAAGGAAAUGGUCCAAACAUGUAUUACUCAGUUGUUUUAAAUUUUAAAUUAACUAGCAUGUAAUAAGUCAUGGAAUGCUGAAUAAAAGGUUCAAACUUUCUAAUUAUGGAUAUUUUUGCACGGUUGCUUAUUAGGAGUUUUAUAUAAGGUAAGUGCAUUUAAAAAAGAAAAAAAAUAUCACUCCGAUAUUAAGAAUAACCCCAAUUUAACCUAUAAAAGUUUCGGUCACGAUGAAUUCGUUAAAUCGGGGUCCAGCUGUAUUUGCAAAAAAUAAAUAAUUUAAUAAAACAUCAAAUAUAUAUGCAAUUAUUAUCAAAAACAAUAUUGUUAGCAGCUCUUUCUCUCAGGUAAAAAAUGAAAAGUCUUGAAUUUAUUUUUCCCUGUUGCCGAAAACUAAAAGAUAAAUGGAUAAAUAAAAAUAAACAUCAGUUUUUUAAAAAAAAGUCUCGGUAGCUAAAUAAUAUUUACCAAAAAUAUAUAUUUAUUUAUAUGGUAAGGAGUUGACUCUGCAAUGGAUUACUCCCACUAUGGCUUAUGGGGUGAUGAAGAUGCAGACAAUCUUACAAAAGAGGUUUCUCUCUUGACCACUCCUGUGUUCCCUGCUAAUCUGUGAAACAUCAAAGUUUUCCUUGAGCAAAAAAUUCGUGAACAUUGCACAAGACAAAGUAGGAAAAACAUCUUGAGGAAGCCUUUUUUCAACUUAUAUUCCCUAAGCCAUUGGUGUCACUUCCUUUGGCCUGCUGAGAGGAUAUUACCUCCUUCAGCUUAUCUACAUCGAUUUAGAUUGAUGAACUUCCCUAGCUGCAUUUUGCUUGGCAAGGGAGUUGACAUGGAUGGCGGGCACCUGUGGGACUGCUCUGCCCUCUGGAAUACUAGCAAUUCUUCCUUUUUCAAGACACUCUCCCCUCCUGAAGAUGUUUCAUUUUUGUAUUAAGCUGCAAGGCUUUGUAUGCUCAGAAAAGCAAAUACUUAAGCUUACUCUUUUAACUAUUUGAAAGAUAUAAUUUAGUAAAAGAAAUAUAUAUUUAUACACAUAUGCCAUACCCUCUUAUGCAUGUUUAUAUUAUUAGUGCAAUGUAAAUGGAUAGUAAUUAUGUGAUUGUAAAUAUUCCAUGUAAUCUUUGCUUGUAAAAUAAAAGAUUUUUAUACA